Molecule: messenger RNA, 664 nt
Organism: Helianthus annuus (common sunflower)
Lineage: Eukaryota; Viridiplantae; Streptophyta; Magnoliopsida; Asterales; Asteraceae
Product: probable receptor-like protein kinase At2g39360
Exons: 2
Coding region: 16-498 (160 amino acids)
Biological process (GO): protein autophosphorylation
Cellular component (GO): plasma membrane; plasmodesma
Molecular function (GO): ATP binding; transmembrane receptor protein tyrosine kinase activity
Source: RefSeq, a predicted model, not a curated record
UCUUCAACUGAAGGGAUGAAUAAAGGUGAACUAUCCAAGAAGCACAUCACCGUAGCUAUAAAAUGCACCAUUAAUAGAAAAGGUGGGCGUGGAAAACAAGCAUUCUUUGAAGAACUUGAAAUGCAUAGUCAUACUAGUUAUAAGCAUCCCAACAUUGUCUCUCUUAUCGGCUUUUGUUACGAAGUUGAUAAAAUGAUCCUUGUCUACGAGCAUGCUUCUAAGAGCAGCCUUGAUGACUAUUUGAAAAGCGUUGACGGCAUGAAGAAUUAUACAUGGACCCAGCGUUUACACAUGUGCCUUGAGAUUGCACGUGGACUCAAUCACCUUCACACCAGCCCACAAAGGAUAAUCCAUGGUGACAUAAAGAGUGCCACCAUUCUGCUAGGCAUGAACCACGAGGCAAAAAUUGCUUACUAUGGGAUCUCCAAGCACCGUACGAAUCAAGAGGUAGGCAUGGAAGUGUAUGCUGAUCCAGAAUAUGAAACUACAGAUUUUUAAAAGUUGCAUGUCAAUGUUUGGGGGAAGCUGCUAACCGUGCUACAAUGCAAAUGGUGAUCAAUGAGCUUGAGAUAGCACUGAACUUUCAUGUAAGUCAAUAUUUUCUUCAUUUUCUUGAUUACUUUUUUUAACUUUUAAGUAUUACGCUUUUAUGCUCUUACCUGCU